This is a messenger RNA of Eriocheir sinensis (Chinese mitten crab), 649 nucleotides long. Its product is annotated as cuticle protein AM1159-like. Gene Ontology annotation, cellular component: chitin-based extracellular matrix. The transcript has 3 exons. The record is from RefSeq and is a predicted model, not a curated record. NCBI's taxonomy places the organism in Eukaryota, Metazoa, Arthropoda, Malacostraca, Decapoda, Varunidae. Bases 149 to 529 code for a protein of 126 amino acids. Gene Ontology annotation, molecular function: structural constituent of chitin-based larval cuticle.
UCACCCCCGAACCUUCUCUCCUCCUUCGCCUUGAGUAUUGCAAUCUAUCGUCCCUUCAGCAGUCACCUUGCCGGAGCCUCAGCCGGGUAUAUAAAGGUGGUCGUUGGCAGUCAGAGAGCAUCUUCCGCAGAUCCUCACAACCGACAACAUGAAGCUCGCCGUGUUCGCCUGCCUGCUGGCCCUCGCCGCCGCCGCUCCCCGCCCCGAUCAAGACGCCGUGGUGACCCUCGACGAGCGCACCGACAACGGAGACGGAACCUUCAGCCUCCGCCUUGAGACAAGCAACGGCAUUGCCGAGGAGAGGACCGGCGUCGUGGGCUCCGAGGGGCAGAGCAACAUGCAGGGAUCCUACAGCUUCACCCUUCCUGACGGCACCGUCGCCGUGGUCACGUUCGUUGCUGACGAGGGUGGCUUCAGGCCCGAGUCCGAUCUGCUCCCCACCCCCCACCCCCUUCCCGCCCACGCCAUCGAGCAGCUCCGCGUCGCCGAGGAGCAGCGCGCCCAGGGUAUCACCUUCGACCGGAAAUAAGACGAGCACCAUCAGCCCCAAGCUUCUGAUUCUUCCUCGAGCCCACCCUCUUUGGGAACCUUUAUCCUUCAUUUUUUAUGAUGCAUUAUUUUUUUAUGAAUAAAUUGUAACGCACACUGA